Messenger RNA from Copidosoma floridanum, 8256 nucleotides. RefSeq names its product SET domain binding factor (gene Sbf). The record is from RefSeq and is a predicted model, not a curated record. Gene Ontology annotation, cellular component: membrane; cytoplasm. Gene Ontology annotation, molecular function: guanyl-nucleotide exchange factor activity. Lineage: Eukaryota; Metazoa; Arthropoda; Insecta; Hymenoptera; Encyrtidae.
AAUUCAAUAAAUUUCAGACAUACAAUAAAUAAAUGUAUAUCAGAGGCCCUCAGCAGGGCAAACCACGUUGUUUUACGUAUUAUUUUUUUACUCUGAUGUCAAUUCGUAGGGGUACGAGAGAAAGCAAAGUAAAGAAGUAAGGAGUUGAGCCUAAUGCAAGCUGAUAUAAAUUUGUUAUAAACAUGUGUAGGCAUACUGGGCAUGUUUUAUACCUAUUUGGACAGUUUCAUGGGGGACAUCGGAUGAUUUGAUCAAAUAAUAAUAGUUGCUUAGAGGAAGCUCCAAUGAUUACUGCCCCUUUAAAACAUCGUGAAGAUUAAAAAUAUGUUUUUUUUUUCUUAUCACUUACCUACUUAGCAUCCAUUCAUUGUUUCAAUAUCCGUAAAGUGCACAGUGUGUAAGUAAGUCUGUUAAUAGCAACAAAAAUGUUGUAAAUCCAAUAAAUUUUCCAUCCUUAGCAUAUUAUUUUCUUGACACCGCUCCGCAAAAUAUCAUUCUAAAAUUGUCCGCAUGAUGUUUACAGGUGGCGUUUGCUACGGGGAGGAUUUUUCUGUCGUUUUCUGUUCUUGCGAUGCUGCGCGGUAGCGCAUCUGUUUAAUCAGUACCGUAUCAGCAACAACAGCAUCGUCGACGGAGACUAAUACUUACAUUACAUUAGCGCUCGAUCAUCUUCUUGUGACUAUUAUUCAAUUUCUAUACUAUACUGUGAACUUGUUAUCAGCCUUUUUAUGCGUAUUUCAAUCUCGACACGGCGUUGUCAAAGUAAAAUGUACCCGUCGUCCAUCCGGAAGGGUUAUGGAUUGACGGCGACUUGAUAUGAUGUUCAUUGUUUCGGGGUGUGGCUCCCUUGAUGAGUGCGCGCGGGACAAUUUGUAAAUCAUAAAUGUUGUCAACCAGUGAACUGUUAAUUACUGUUGCUUACUGCACAUUGCACGGCAUUCAUGGGUAGAGCUGAGCACUAGAGUUUUGUCGAGCUUCCAUUCCGCGUGACAGCGUAACUGUGUCUAUGUGUGCGUGCGUUUGUCAAUGUGAGGGUGACCUUACUAAUCGUUUAUCGUUAGUAUAUAUCAUUACUUGAUACAGUUGAUACUUUCUGCUCCUGAUGUGAGGGUAUACCUCCUUUUGCCUGCGUAUACACACGUGAUUGAAGUGUCGAAGAAGAAGUAAAUAAGACGGAGGGAGAGAGAGAGGAGCACAAAAGACGAGAUCGAGCGGUGGAGAGAGAAAGAGAGAACAAGAUCAGGACAAUGCCCCAGGCCAUGCAGUGAGUUUAAGUAAGUACGUCAUGUUGCAGCAGCAGCAGCAUAUGUAGCUGUCAUGGCUGGGUGAGCGGCAGCAACGGCAAUAGAACACAUGACAUCUGUUGAUUUGGAAUCUGCGAGUCGAUUGUUUGGCAAAACAAAGAGAUUUGAGGCUUACCGCUUGCUGCAGAUCCGCAUGAUACCACAAGAUUCUAUGUGGGAUGAGUACCCACGAGUAUACCGAGAUGUCUCGGUUGGCAGAUUACUUUGUCAUUGUGGGAUACCAUCAUGAAAAAGAGAGGAGUGGUACAAGUAGUGGAAUCAUUUUACAAAGAUUUCCGGAAAAAGACUGGCCUGACACUCCAUUCAUCGAAGGAAUAGAAUGGUUCUGUCAACCUCAAGGAUGGGCUCUCUCCACCGAGAGGCAAGAGCCAAGGUUCUUUGUCUCGAUAUUGACAGAUAUAGACGCAAACAGGCAUUAUUGUGCCUGUAUGUGCUUCAACGAGACAGUUUCAAUAACACCAAGCAAACCAGUGGAUGAAGAAGAAGACACUGUCGAUGGAGAUAGCAGAACUUUAGUCGUUAAAGCCUUGCCUGCUGUUGCCCAUCACAGCAUCAUGUAUGCUCCGAAAUGUUUGGUUUUAGUAUCUAGAUUAGAUUACAUUGAAACGUUUCGGAAUUGCCUUGGCAUUAUUUAUACGGUUUACAUAGAAAAUCUCGGAAUACCCUUAGAAACUCUUGUUGGCAACAUUUUGGGAUGCAUACAAGUGCCACCAGCUGGUGGACCACAAGUUCGUUUUAGCAUUGGUGCCGGCGAUAGACAAGCGUUGCAACCACCCAUUAGCCCCUCACUUCCCAUUACUCACACUAGCGUUAAUUUGUUAUUUCAGCAGUUGGGUAUUCGCAAUGUGUUGGUAUUAUUCUGUGCUGUUAUGACAGAACACAAGAUUCUGUUUCACUCUGCGAGUUAUUCACGAUUAACCGAAGGCUGUAGAGCACUUAUUGCUUUGAUGUAUCCAUUUCGUUAUAAUCACGUAUACAUUCCACUUUUGCCAGCUGCUCUAGUCGAAGUUUUGAGCACCCCAACUCCUUUUAUAAUGGGCGUGCAUAGCUCUCUAAAAUCGGAAGUAGCUGAAUUGAUGGAUGUUAUUGUGGCGGAUUUGGAUGGUGGUUCGAUCAUGGUACCUGAUAGUGUGUCACUCUCCCUGCUACCGGAACCACUUUUGUCACAAAUGCAAGACGCAUUAUCGUCAGUGCUGCAGCCAGAAUUAGCUUGCGCUGAUUAUGCAUUUCCACCGUUAGCAACGAGAGCACCACACCCGCCAAUGCUAGACAAGGAAUUACGCGCCGUUUUUAUGAGAACUUUUGCUCAACUUUUACAGGGUUAUCGUAGCUGUCUCACGCUCAUUCGCAUUCAUCCUAAACCAGUUAUAACAUUUCACAAAGCCGCUUUUCUCGGAGAACGUAACUUGACAGACUGUGAUUUUACAACGCGAGUGUUGGACUGCAUGUUUUUCACUUCAUUUGUAGCUGAAAGAGGUCCACCGUGGCGAGCUUGCGAUGUCUGGGAUGAAUUACACAGUAACUUAAACGAUCUAUUAAAACAGGAAGCACAAGAUCAUCGAUUAAUCUUAACGCACAUUCAAGAAUUGGCACAACAUCUAUACACAAACGAAAAUCCCAAUCCUCAGCCAUAUGUUCAGAAAAUUCUAAAGCCUCCUGAGGGAGCUUUUGCGAGAAUUCACCAGCCGUCUCUUCCUCGCAUAAAUCCUGAAACGGUACAUGCCAUAAUUGACGAAGGUCUGGCAAAAAGCAAUCUCAAAGUUAGAUUGUCGUCUCUAAGGCCAAUUCAGCCGCGAAUCGUUCCAGUGGGACCACACAUAUCAAUAACACACGAAACCCGCCAUCUGGUCAGUAACUCAGCACGCCGGCUCGAAGUAUUGCGUAGUUGCAUCAACUGCAUUUUUGAAAACAAGAUAUCGGACGCACGAAAGACCUUUCCUGCAGUACUCCGUGCUUUAAAAAGCAAAGCCGCAAGGCUUGCACUCUGUGCUGAGUUAUCGCAACAUGUCGUCGGCAACAAAGCAAUGCUGGAACACCAACAGUUCGAUCUCGUAGUAAGGCUUAUGAAUUGUGCACUUCAGGACGACUCGUCGAUGGACGAGCAUGGAGUAGCAGGAGCACUACUACCACUUGCUGCUGCUUUUUGCAGAAAGCUCUGCACUGGAGUUAUUCAGUUUGCUUACACAUGCAUCCAAGAGCACGCAGUGUGGCAGAAUCAGCAGUUUUGGGAGGAUGCUUUUUAUUUAGAUGUACAGAAAGACAUCAAACGUCUGUAUGUACCCAGUGAUAACAAUCUGAUGAGACUGAAUGAUAAUAUUCUUAGUCCCACGAGUCCAAGGGACAACAAGGAACUAUCAUUCAGAGAUAGGACUCUUCUUUAUCGAAGUCAGGAAGCGUCAGCUCUAGAAAUUGCUGCAGAACAAAUGCGAAUAACCUCUUCUAUCAGUCAGGAAAAGCAGCGAGAGUUAAUCGCCAGCGAAGAAAGUACACUUUACAGUCAAGCUAUUCAUUAUGCCAACAGAAUGGUAAAUCUACUUGUACCAUUAGACAUGGGAGCCAAGAAUCAUCGCCAAGGACACAUUUUAGACGACGAGCGAGCAAGCAACAGCAUAACAAAUAGUGUAGCUAGUGACAGCGGUGACGCAGAGUCUGGUUUUGAGGAAACGGAUCCUGGAGAAAUGGGUAGCGUGGUUAUUCGGAUGGUCUCGAGAUUUGUCGAUCGCGUAUGCACCGAGGGCGGCGUAAGUACCGAACACGUCAGGUGCCUUCACCAAAUGGUACCGGGUCUCGUUCAUAUGCACAUCGAAACUCUGGAAGCUGUGCACCGCGAAAGCAAACGGCUGCCUCCCAUUCAGAAGCCAAAAAUAUUGACACCCAAUAUGUUGCCUGGAGAGGAAAUCAUAAUGGAUGGCUUGCGCGUAUAUUUAUUGUCUGAUGGCAGGGAAGAAGGCUCUAGUGGUCCUCCAAGGACACCGCCUUUCUUACCUGCAGAAGGAGCGAUAUUCCUCACGAACUAUAGGAUCGUUUUCAAAGGAAUCCCCUGCGACCGUUUUGCUUGCGAACAGAUGGUAGUUCGAGCUUUUCCGGUGACUUCGUUGACAAAAGAAAAACGAGUUCCCGUUCCACACUUGGCUCAAAUCGAUCAAUGUCAGCAAGAAGGUCUCCAAUUACGUUCGUGCACCUUCCAGUUGAUUAAAUUGAUGUUUGACGAAGAAGUGACGCCUGAAAAUAUUGAAACUCUGCGCAAACUGGUUCACAAGGCUCGAAAUCCUCCACACAUUUUUCAUCAUUUUGCUUUUUGCGGACAAGUACUGGUUACCCCCACAACUCACAAUAAAGACAAAGAAAAGCACGCUUCCUUCAAGGGUUUUGCAAAAAAAACUCUCUUAAAUACAGCAAGAAAGGCCGGCUUUAAGCCGAAGCAAUCCUCGAAACGGCAAAAAUACGUUUUGCCAAACAUGAAUCUCACUAGUAACAAUAAAUACAUGACAUCUCCCAGUCGCAUGAGUUUGCCAAUAACAGAAAAUAAUGAUUUAAGCCACGACGAUGAUUUAAGCGUCGAUGAAUUUGAAAUGCCAGGGAUCGUUGUUCCACCGGUGACAGAUGCCAAAACGUUGGAACGACUGUCUGAGCGCAGCUACGUGCGCGACUGGUAUCGUCUUGGCUUAUGCUCAAACGGCCCGCAGAACAAUCGACGCAACGAGCCGUUCCGACUGACGUCAGUUAAUUGUGCCUAUAUGAUAUGCCGAAGCUAUCCUGCUCUAUUUAUAGUUCCUACCUCCGUGUCUGACGAGAGCAUUCGUAGGUUUUGUAGACUUUACAGACAUAAUCGAAUUCCUAUAGUUACUUGGCGCCAUCCGCGCACCAAAGCACUGAUCAUUAGGGGUGCCGGAUAUCAUGGUAAGAGCGUAAUGGGUAUGCUUAAGGCUCAUCCGACAUCUGCUGGAAAUCUCAAAGCAAGCUCAUCCGAAAGCACAUCGACGCUAGAACAAGAAAAAUACUUAACGGCUCUCGUCGCCAAUACUCCGGUGUCGAUAUUGCGACAGAAUUCAGCAUGGGGUAUGUCGGAAAGCUCAUUAAGCAUCGAUUCGCUUUUAUUGGCAGCUGAAGAUAGAAACGCGACUCCAGAGCAGUCGCGGCGGAAUCCGUUUAACAAAGCCAUGGGAACUUUAGGUUCUGGAGGUAAAGGUCCAAACAAUUUCGGUAGGUGGGGAUCUUUAAAGGACAAGAGGCACAAUUCUCAGGCAUCUUUGGUGUCGGCGAAUCAAAGAGGCACCGUGAGACACUCUGCUGAUUCCGAUAGUGGCACCGAAUGUGUUCAUACUUUUCAAAAAGCUGCUCUGUACAUUCUUGGAGAAAAGUCGCAUAUGAAGGGUGUCAAAGCUGAAUCGGCGCCCAAAACUGACUUCAUUCCAGUUGAGUUUUACGACGUAAGGCAUACUAAAGCCGCAUUCAAAAAACUCGUCAGAGCCUGUGUGCCAAGCUCACCUAGUGUAGAACCGGAUUCAAGUUUUUAUAAAUUGAUCGAGAGUUCAGAGUGGUUGCAACAAUUGCGAAACUUGAUGCAGUUGUCUGGUGCAGUAAUAGAUCUCAUGGAUCUACAAGGCUCUUCUGUGGCAGUAUGUCUAGAAGAUGGUUGGGACACCACAGCUACGGUAUGCUCGGUCGCUCAAAUAUGCAUGGAUCCGCAUUAUCGCACAAUCGAAGGUUUCCGCACGCUCAUCGAAAAGGAGUGGCUUGGUUUUGGCCAUCGGUUCGGCCACCGCAGUAAUCUUGCAGCACAUUCGCAAACGACUAAUUUCACGCCCACGUUUCUUCAAUUCCUCGAUAUCGUACACCAGAUCCAACGUCAAUUUCCCCUUGCUUUCGAAUUUAAUGAUUACUACUUGAAGUUUCUCGCGUAUCACUCGGUAUCCUGCCGAUUUAGGACUUUUUUGCUUGAUUGUGAGUUUGACAGAGUCGAGUGCGGAAUCACUGCAGUCGAAGACAAACGCGGUUCUCUCACGAGUCAUCACAAGGGUGUGGACACCGGUAGUGAUGACGACACCAUUUAUCCGGGUGGACGAUUGGCUGGUACGCAUGCCGUACCCAACUUGGGUCAGAGUAUAUUCGAUUACAUAGAAAAGCAGCAUGCAAGGUGUCCUUUGUUUUACAACUUCUUGUUCACUCCAAACACCGAGCACCCGAUUCUUCGACCGGUAUCGGAGCUUUCUUGUUUGGACAUUUGGAAUUACUAUUUGGAAGAGGAGUUGGCCCACGGACCGGCUUAUGAUCUCGAGAUACUCCAGCAGGAUUCACAACAAGAAGAAGAAGCAGAGGCUGCCGAUGGUAUCGUUAAAAGCAAUCGAAAAGUCGUUACCCAAGGGUACAACAGCGUUAACUCGAUGGUUCCCGAUCAGUUUACACAUCUUUUGGAGGAAAUUCACAAACUUGAAACGGAACUGGGACACUUGCCUCAGAAGUGGAAAGUGUUGUGGGACAAGCUUGAGUUGCCCAACACUGAUUCACUAACGAGACACGCAUCGUUUAGUACAGCUCUCGUGAGACAUCACGGGCGAUUAAUUCAUAAACGUUCUACAUUAGAAUUAUUACUCAAGGGAAAACUUGCUGGAAGUAGCGCGACUGGAACUGAAAAUUCUCCGGCUUAUGUUCAUCCUCACAGAUUUGAAAGACUGGAUACAGCCACACCAACGCACUGUGAUGCGUGCUCUGGGGUUUUGUGGGGUCCUGUGAAAGCUGGUAUUAGAUGCGUCGACUGUGGACACGUAUGCCAUGAAAAAUGUGCCGAUUCCGUGUCGAAGAAUUGCACCAAAUACAAGACGGUAGGGUCGGAGAAUGUACAAAAUCACACCCUCACUCGUAAUGGAGGUGAUAACGGAAGCGUUAAUUCGAGCGUCACAACCUUACAAACCUCAUCACAACAAUAUUAUGAACAAUUUUCUAGUAAUGUAGCCGAAAAUCGAACGCAUGAAGGGUACUUGUACAAACGUGGGGCGCUACUUAAGGGGUGGAAGCAAAGGUGGUUUGUUCUAGAUUCAAUAAAACAUCAACUUAGAUAUUAUGACGCAAUGGAAGAUUCCAACUGCAAGGGUUACAUAGAUCUUGCUGAAGUUGUUUCUGUAACUCCUGCAACACCUGUACAAGCACCUGGAAAAAAGACAGACGACAAAUCGUUUUUCGAUCUUCGCACAAAUCGUCGGACAUACAACUUCUGUGCAGGCGACGCAACAACGGCACAAGAAUGGAUCGAGAAGGUUCAGGCGUGCUUGCAGUAGUGCCUCUAUUUCAAAUUGUCUUUGUACGAAGUUAAUCAAGUGAUUGAUUUUCUUAUUUGUAUAGUGUAAUCGUAAACGUCAAAAGCAGUUAAUUUAUGUUUGAAGUUAUGUAAUUCUAUUGAAGAAACAAGAAAUUUAUUAAACAUUAUGUGAUUAUGAAAUAUUCCAAAUGGAAUAGGUGUAGGACUAUUGUUCUAUAACAAGGACGACAGUUGAUAAAAAUUAUUCUAAUUUUUAUAAGUGUUCAAUUUUUGCCUUUUCGAUGAGUAAUUACAUAAUUUACGAAAAUGUUAAAGAUUUUCUUAUUAUAAAAUGUCUGUUUUGUACUUUUCAACGGAGUAGGUUAAAUUGUAACACAAAUUAUUAAUACAUAAGCUAUGCAUAUCCCAUGCUAGAUUUGCAAUAUACGACUUUUGCUUGUAAUGGAUCUUAUACAAUCAAACAAGAAAAACCUCUUAAAGUAAACAAAAAGAACCCUCUUCCAAAGCGUUUUAUUACAUUUUGGAUUCGAAUUGCAUAGCAAAUGGACAAGAAAAAGAAUAGCGUUGAAGAUAUAUAUUAUUGUAAGAUUAAAUGAUAGUAAAAUUUUUUGUCGCUGAUUCAUUUUGAGUCUGGUUUAAAUAAAAAAUUGUACAAAUGCUCUUGUAUAAAUGGCAACAUUAUAGACAUAUAUCGUA